AUGGGGUUUUUUGACCAUCUUCAGAAAGGAGGGGCCGGAGGCUUUUCUUUACAGCCCAAGAAGGCGCAGAUUCGCAAAGUUGUGCAGACUCGACCAGCUGCUCCUACCCGGUCCGCGACGCACACCCCAGAGACCCGAUCGCCGCGAGUCCAGCCGUCAGCCGAACGCAGUCAGAAAGCGCAGUCACUGAAAUCUCGAUCGGUCUCGAGCGACUUGGAAGCUCGUUCAGCGAAACGACUCGGCACCCCUUCGCGUAUUCGAAAGCGACCGACGCCCGAGCAGCGACUUUCCAGCGAUGAUGAUGCGAGCGAUAGCGAUGCCUCGUUCGAGGUGCACAAGCGUGCCAGGAUGAGCGCCAGUGCCGAGCCAGACCCGGCACGGCGCCUCCGUUCAGUGAAGGCCUUCUCGGAAGAAGGCUCGAGGCCUUUUAAGAUGAUGCACGCUGCGGAAAUCACGUCGGGCCAGAAGGCCGGCAAAUUUAAGCCUGCCUUCGGCGCGGACGGCAAGGCCAAACAAAUCCUUUUGCGAUACCCGAGUGCUUCGCCCAAAGAAAGAUAUGAAUGUGUUGUUCCCGGAGAAAACGACGAAUUCCGACCAAUCGACGACAUCGUGCAAGUUAUCGAAACGGUUGCUGAUCACUACAUUCCCGCUGAAGCAGCAGACGAGUUCAAUGAUGAGACAACUGGAAUCAAGCGUCGGUUGCGGCGGGCUUUGGCGGUGACAUCCGAAAGCCAGUUCCUGGAUGCUGUGAAUGAUUAUAACGAAGCCAUCCAACGUCUGGUUAAGGAUGGUAGUCUUGCGAAGCAGUUGGAUAGCACCCUGCGCAUUGACCUCCCUUGGGUGGAGCGAAUCCUUACCCAAAUAUACUCUCGCACGGUCUCCCCUCGCGUGGAGUCUCUCCGGCAAUACGAAAAUGGCACAGACAACGUCUAUGGAGAGCUCCUUCCCCGUUUUAUCAGCACCAUUUUCAAGGAGACGAAGCUCAAGUCAGGCCAGGUCUUUGUCGACCUGGGCUCCGGCGUGGGAAAUGUCGUCCUUCAAGCCGCACUUGAAAUUGGCUGUGAGAGCUGGGGAUGCGAGAUGAUGUCCAACGCCUGCGAUUUGGCAGAUCUUCAACAAUCCGAGUUCAAGGCACGAUGCCGACUUUGGGGCAUCGUGCCAGGCAAGACUCACCUCGUCCGAGGUGAUUUCCUCGAGCAGGAAAGCAUCAUCAGUGUUUUAAAGCGAGCAGAUGUGGUGCUCAUCAACAAUCAAGCCUUUACCCCUCAGCUCAACAACGAGCUGAUCAAUCACUUUUUGGACAUGAAAGAGGGAUGCAAGAUUGUCUCCCUCAAAUCUUUCGUGCCGGCUGGUCACAAGAUUCAGUCCCGCAAUCUGAACUCGCCCAUCAACCUUCUGCAGGUCCAGCAAAAGAAUUAUUGGUCAAAUAAUGUUAGCUGGACCGACGUCGGUGGUACAUACUUCAUCGCGACCAAGGAUAGCUCUCGACUGAAAGCUUUCAUUGAUCCUACGCCAUAA
Penicillium olsonii is the source of this 1518-nucleotide messenger RNA. The record is from the annotation of a GenBank genome assembly. Lineage: Eukaryota; Fungi; Ascomycota; Eurotiomycetes; Eurotiales; Aspergillaceae.